GUAUUGCGUGUGGCAUGUAUAAGGCAAUGAACAAUUAUGUUGACGUUGAUGGCGUCUCCCACGAUGUGCCAUUUCCGACUUUUGUAUUAUUCGUUUGUACUCCUAUGGCUAUUACGGCAUUUCCGGUUCUUCGGCAUGUCUUAUCCCACAUAGUUGUUUAUAUUUUAAUAUCCCUAGCCACACCAAGUUUAGAUAAUGCAAAUCCAUCAUUAUCGAUAGUUGCCAUGAUUAUAUCGAUCGUCUUGAUAUCUUCGUUAAUUACAAAUUACAUUGGAAUUCAUUACUUUCUUGGAGGGUUCAUUAUUGGGAUGAUACUUUCUCAGGAAGAUUUCGCAUUAUCAAUUGCUGAAAAUAUUAAG
This is a messenger RNA of Ambispora leptoticha, 359 nucleotides long. Lineage: Eukaryota; Fungi; Glomeromycota; Glomeromycetes; Archaeosporales; Ambisporaceae. The record is from the annotation of a GenBank genome assembly.